AUGGUCUCCCUCUACCAUGCUUCCAUCCCCAUGAUGGUCAAAUACUUAGGUAACCUCAAGGUUAUUCUUAUCAAAGCCGAGAAACAUUGCGCCGCCAAGAACCUCAACCCAGAAGAGAUGAUUAAGUUUAGACUCAUCGAAGACAUGCGCAGCCUUGACUAUCAAGUUCAAUCCGUAUCGAACACGGCAAAAUUCGUUGCCACUCGCCUCGCUCUACAGGAAGACACCUACUUCCCCGACACCGAGACCACCUUCCCGGAGCUCCAAUCUCGCGUAGACGCCACGAUAUCCAUCCUAUCUAGGAUCGACCCAUCCUCCAUGGACGGCAAGGAAAACGCCGAUAUUCUCAUGGAAACCAAGUCAAUGGGCAUAUUCCGCUUCACGGGCUACUCAUAUAUUGUUCAGUAUGCCUGCCCCAACUUCCACUUCCACCUCAGCUCCGCGUACUGCAUUUUCCGUCACUUGGGUGUGCCUCUCACGGCGUUUGAUUAUCUUGACACGCAACGCGACCUGUUCGUCAAAUUCGAGGCGCCCGCUACGCCUGUUUCUUGA
This is a messenger RNA of Colletotrichum graminicola M1.001, 552 nucleotides long. RefSeq lists its product as uncharacterized. Lineage: Eukaryota; Fungi; Ascomycota; Sordariomycetes; Glomerellales; Glomerellaceae. The record is from RefSeq and is a predicted model, not a curated record. The transcript is spliced from 2 exons. Bases 1 to 552 code for a protein of 183 amino acids.